This is a messenger RNA of Aaosphaeria arxii CBS 175.79, 2029 nucleotides long. Its product is annotated as MFS general substrate transporter. The coding region runs from base 184 to 1944 and encodes 586 amino acids. The record is from RefSeq and is a predicted model, not a curated record. Gene Ontology annotation, biological process: transmembrane transport. NCBI's taxonomy places the organism in Eukaryota, Fungi, Ascomycota, Dothideomycetes, Pleosporales. Gene Ontology annotation, molecular function: transmembrane transporter activity. The transcript has a single exon.
GUUAAAUCGAACAAAUGAUAUAAAACUCCGCCCACGUCCCUGAGUUCUUCGAGUGACGUCUUCCUAACCUCCACAUUCCUUUGUCAGCCCUAGCCAGGCUACGACCUACGUGUAAAUAUUCCGUACCUUACUGUACCUCUCCACGCCUCCUCUCUAAUUGAUUCAACGUUGCGUAUAACGACCAUGGCCACAGCUGUCGACACGGGGCCGGAAAAAUCCAAUUCCAAGGAGCAAAUAUUGCCAUCCAUUGCUGCUACCAAUGCAGACGCAGACUCGCCCAUAACUGCACUCCCUGUAGGCCCCCAGAAUGCCUCACCCACACCAAAGAAAUCGUGGGCCUUCAAAGUGACGAUCCUCUCGCUCUGCCUCGUCUCCCUCGUCGUGACUCUCGACGCCACUAGUAUCGCUAUAGCGCUACCCAAAAUUGCGAACGAAUUGAAGACGUCCGAGUACGUCUGGAUGGCCAAUUGCUUCGUUCUCUCCCAGACGGUCGUCCAACCGCCUUGCGCUCAACUCUGCAACAUCUUCGGGCGAAGAUGGCCCAUGAUCUUGUCCUUGACGCUGUUCGCCAUCGGUAGUGGGAUUGCUGGAGGCGCGAGGAAUGUAGGGGCCCUGAUUGCCGGUCGCACCAUUCAAGGCGCAGGGUCUGGUGGAUUGAACCUCCUCAGUGAAUUGAUCAUUUGCGAUCUCGUCCCGUUAAGAGAAAGGAGCAAAUACUUUGGCAUGGUUCUCUCUGUUGGCGCUCUCGGAACCAUCUUAGGCCCUCCCAUCGGCGGCGUCAUCGCACAGCGAGACUGGCGAUGGAUCUUCUACCUCAAUGUACCCGUCGCGGGACUUGUAAUCUUGGUCAUGUUCUUCUUCCUCCGACUCAAGCACGUCCGCGAACCGUCCAUCCGUCGAGCUCUCCUCCGCAUUGACUGGAUUGGCAGCUUCCUCUUCAUCGGCGCAACCUCCUCGUUCCUCUUCGGGCUCAUCUCAGGCGGCACAUCCCCCCAAUACGCCUGGUCUUCCUUCCGCGUCAUCGUCCCCAUCGUCCUAGGCAUCGUCGGCUGGAUAGUCUUCUACAUCUUCGAAACCUCACGCUUCUGUCUUGAACCCUCCGUUCCCUCACACCUCUUCCGUACCCGCAACUCCUCCGCCGGCUUCUACAUCACCUUCACGUCCUCCAUGCUCAUGGUCUGGGUCGCCUACUUCUGGCCCGUCUACUUCCAAUCCCUCCACUCCGCCUCAACGCAACAAGCCGGCACCAACAUCCUCCCCUACGUCGCCUUCCUGAUUCCCGUCUCCGUCGUCGCCGGCGUAGCCCUCACCCGCUUCGGCCAAUACCUCCCCUUCCACUUCGCGGGCUUCGCGCUCUGCGCCCUCGGCCUCGGCCUCAACACCCUUCUCACCCAGCACACCAACACCGCAACCUGGGCGACCUUCCAAGCCAUAAACGGCAUCGGUCUCGCCAUGCUGUUUCCCUCCAUUCUCCCCGCCAUCCUCGCCGCGCUGCCAGAGUCCUCCGCAGCCACCGCAACAGGCUUCUUCUCCUUCCUCCGCAGCUUCGGCCUCGUCUGGGGCAUCACGAUCCCCGCGCUGAUCUUCAACAACGAGUUCGACCGCCUCGCGGCGCAGCGCAUUGACGACCCGGUGCUCCGCGCCAAGCUGGCGAACGGCAAUGCGUACGAGUCUGUCGGUGCGGAGACGAGCCUGGUUAAGGGGUUGGAGGAGGGGAGUCGUGAGCAGGUGGUCGAUGUGUAUACGAGGGCGCUGCGGAUGGUGUGGAUCGUCGCGGUUGCGUUUGCGGUGAGUGGGUUUUUGAGCGUGUUUGUGGAGAGGAAUAUCCCGCUCAGGACGAGCUUGGAUACGGAGUUUGGGUUGGAUGAGGGGGGUGGGAAGGAGACGGCUGAUGUUGUGCGGGAGAAGAAGAGUGAAGGGAGGACGAACGAUUCGUUGGCUUGAUCGAUGUUGUGUUCGUACUGUCGUGUGCCUUUGGCCCUCUCGAGAAGUUUGAUUUAUUAAUAUAGAUGUAUACUGUAGAAGAUAG